AUGGGCGGAUUUGAACAUAGAGUGAAGUUCAGAGCAAAGGAGGUAAAGAGAUUUUUUAAUAAGGGAAUUAAGACUGUUGGAAAUUCAUUCAAGAAAGGAUGGAAUAAAGUCAAGUAUAUCAAACGUUGA
Molecule: messenger RNA, 129 nt
Organism: Lathyrus sativus (Indian pea)
Lineage: Eukaryota; Viridiplantae; Streptophyta; Magnoliopsida; Fabales; Fabaceae
Source: the annotation of a GenBank genome assembly